GCAACGCUGUGCUCUGUUACCCGACGUACAAGGGAGGUAAGGCCAUAUAUACUCUGUUAAACGAUGCAGCUACUUAAAACGUCACGGUUCCCCAACUACCCUCUACUCUGUCCCAGAGGUCUAGUCAUUCCUUUUAUCUACGUCAUCUAUUACCUUCAAAUUAUUUUCACAACAGCCUUAUUCACCACAUAGUUCUUUUCACUAGAGCCAUCUCCCCAUCGCAACUUCAGAUGUGCAAGACUGCGAUCUCACAUCUCUCCAAAGCCUCAAACAGUCGAAACCCGCACUUUUCUUUGCGAAUAGUACUGAAGCUACAAUCUCCACUUCCUCCGAUAUAAGUUCAACGACACUCUCGAACUCCACUCUGCUCUCACGUACCCUUCAGUACCAGUAGGCGGAUACCAUAAACACUCCUGCAAGAAGAAUGACAAUCACCUAUGAUAAUAGCCCAGUUCCCAAGGACGAGUUUGACGAGGUCCUUCACCACGAAUCACAAGAUGAAGAAACGAAAGACGCCUAUGACGAUCCUCAGGAGGAAGCCAGCAGGUUGUUUGCCUGCCCAUUUUAUAAGCUCGACCCUUGUGCGCACGCAGAGUGUUUACAUCUGAAGCUGAAACGAAUCAGCUAUGUCAAACAACACCUCAACAGAAGACAUGUUAAGAAGGGGGACUUUUCCUGUCCAAGAUGCCAAUCCAGUUUCCCAACAUCGGAACAGCAGAGAGAGCACCAGUCGAAAAAGUGUCAUAGCAAAAGGAGAAGUUGGGAUGAGUUGGGACCACAGGCAACAGAGCGUCUCAAAUUUCGGUCCAACAGAACUCUAUCGGUUGACGGCCAAUGGUAUGACAUAUGGGACGCAUUAUUCCCCGACACUCCUCAGCCAAAGAGCCCUUACUUGGAUACUAUGUGGAAAGAGACAUUGGGCAUUAUUCAGCACCGCGUGACACGGCAAGACUCUCAUAUUAUUUCGGAUUUUCUGCAAAGCAGGGACAAAAUAUGGAACAACGACAGUGCCAUGUAUAGACUUCUCGUCGACUUUGUCAAGCACAUGUCGACCUUGAAGGGCGGGCGGCGGCAGCGACCAGACGACUCGCCGAAGAUGCUGUCGACGAGAACAAGUACUGGUUCGGAUUACUCUGAGGCCGACUUCUGCGUCCCGUUGAAUUAUAUGGAGGAAGAAUCAUCUGCGUGCUUGGAUAUGUCGCCACUACCCGAGAGCCUGCCUUACCCCACUGACUGCUUGUGGAACAACGGGCCGGCGGUAUUCGGUGAUGGUUUUCCACUCUCUGCUUCGCCUGGCUGGGAUAUGGAUAUAGUGGUCCCUAUUGACACCAACAUUGAGAUGUCGGACUAUUCUGAUUGGAUGAUCGUCGGUCCCCCGCCUACAUUUACAGAUCUUGAUGAAUGGUUAAGAAUGAGGUAGUGCAAUAGGAGCAGGGCGACCUUACGUCAUUAUUCACUACCGGAGACGUUUGUACUUUUAUUUUAUGCAUAUGGUCUAAAAUUGAAUAGACCAUGUCAUUGAUUGGUAUUUUUAUGAUUAUAUUGACUGAUAAUUAGUUCGACUAGAAAUUGAGUCGGGUCGGUGACGACCGGCGAAUACCGGCUGUUGUAUGCUUUUUUUUUUCAUUUGGGCUUUUUGUGUCUCUAAACUAGAGACCAAUUGCGACUUAUAGAAUACUGGUCACAGUGUUGUACCAUUUAUGAGUCCACCGAAAGCGCCACAGCUGUACCUUACAGGUGUCAAAACACUAGAGAACGAGACCAUUUCU
Molecule: messenger RNA, 1769 nt
Organism: [Torrubiella] hemipterigena
Lineage: Eukaryota; Fungi; Ascomycota; Sordariomycetes; Hypocreales; Clavicipitaceae
Source: the annotation of a GenBank genome assembly